This is a messenger RNA of Xylona heveae TC161, 818 nucleotides long. RefSeq names its product putative nuclear transport factor NTF-2. The coding region runs from base 122 to 502 and encodes 126 amino acids. Gene Ontology annotation, cellular component: nuclear pore central transport channel. Lineage: Eukaryota; Fungi; Ascomycota; Xylonomycetes; Xylonales; Xylonaceae. The record is from RefSeq and is a predicted model, not a curated record. Gene Ontology annotation, biological process: protein import into nucleus. The transcript has 6 exons.
CGAGACCCCACCAGCUCAGCGUCUGAGAUAUUCGUCACACCAACAUUGCAGUCUUUUGAAGCACCAAGCUCCCUAGAAGUCGAGAUUUAUUUCAUUGUCGGAACUCGUUACAAUAAUCAUCAUGGCUGAUUUUCAAGCUGUUGCCGACCAGUUCGUGCAAUUUUACUAUCAAACAUUCGAUGAGAAUCGUCAGAAUCUCGCUACUCUCUAUCGGGACAACUCUAUGCUUACUUUCGAGAACACCCCCAUCCAAGGAGCGGCUGGAAUCGUCGAGAAGCUUUCUUCUCUUCCGUUCCAGAAGGUGCUCCACAAAUGGAGUACUGCCGACGCCCAGCCUUCCAGUGAGGGUGGUGGCAUCUUGGUCAUGGUCACUGGUGCUCUUCUGGUCGACGAGGAACAGAAGCCAAUGAGUUAUACCCAGACCUUCCAGCUGCUACCGGAUGGCCAAGGCAGUUACUAUGUCUUCAAUGACAUCUUCCGUCUUGUCUACCCUGCUGCCUAGAUGCUGAUUGGUUUUUCUUAUCAUCAGGGCUAGCCUGACUCUACAUUGAAGAUAUCCUGGGGGAUUGGCGAUACGAAGAAACCUUUACCUCCAUGAAGCUCUAUUUGAGCGUGCUCUUGCAUUUGGCCGCUUGAAAGUGGCAACUUUUGGGGUUGAUUAGAGCGUCAAUUUACAUAAAUACUAUUCAUCAUCUCUUCAACCACAAUUUUUCCCGUUCUUCUUUUGUUUUCAUUACGCUUAGGCCCAGUUUCGUGAAUGGGUUACUCUUCCGAUAUACAUGUGCGCCAACAAUGAAACACUCCAUUAGUCGCUGCCA